AUGUGUCUAGCCAGAGAUGCAGACCCUGACAGUUGUAAGUGUACCAUCUUCGCUGCCUACGCUCGAGAAUGUGCCCUGGAGGGACGGGUCAUCGACUGGAGGGCCAACGACACUUGCCCUAUGGAGUGUUCUAACGGCCGUGUGUGGCAGGAGUGCGGUCCCACCUGUGCCCAGACCUGCAGACAGAUCAGUGAGCAGCAGCCCUGCACAGAGGAGUGUGCCGAGGGAUGUAACUGCCCCAAGGGCGAGUCGUGGGAUGAGGAGAGUGGUACAUGUGUGGCUGUGGAGGAGUGUCCGUGUUACUACAGAGGGAACCUGUACAAGGCAGGGGAAACCAGGCGCAACAAGUGUCAACUAUGCACCUGUAAGAACGGUGUCUUCAGCUGUGCAGAGGAUAAACAGUGUGAUGAGCAAUCCCUCUGUACUGGUGGCAAGGUGUGGUCGUCCUGUGUAGAGUGUGAGAGGUCCUGUCUGAACAUGCACGUGGAGUGCAAGCCGUCCAGUUGCAAGGAGGGCUGUGCCUGUCCAAAUGGCACAGUGACAGAGGGUGGUAAGUGUGUUCCUGAGGAUCAGUGUCCGUGUUACCACGAGGGGAGGAGCUACAAGUCAGGACAGGUCAUCAAGAAGGACUGUAACAGAUGCCGCUGCCUUGGAAGCACAUGGCAGUGCACCAACAAGAAAUGCCCAGCCAUUUGCUCAGCAUAUGGAGAUCCUCACUAUGAGACUUUUGACAAGAGGCACUUUGAGUUCCAUGGAUCUUGCAGCUACGUCCUUGCUGAAGACUUCUGCAGCGAUCAGGUCGGAACUUUCAAGGUCAGCGUGGAGAACGUCCCCUGCGGAACGGGUGGGGUCACCUGCACCAAGUCUGUCAAGGUCACCCUGUACGACACGGUCAUCCACCUGAUCCGGGGUUCCGAUCCCGCCAUCUCACGGAACCCCUACGCUAAACCCAGCGACCCGCCCGCAAAGUACAGGAUACAGAAGGCCGGCCUGUUCCUUAUUGUCAAGACUCCGUAUGGAAUGAGCCUGAUGUGGGAUGUUGGCACCAGAGUGUAUGUAAAGCUGGAGCCUAAGUACAUGGGGCAGGUGUGCGGUCUGUGUGGGAACUACGAUGGGAAUGCCAUGAACGACUUCUUAACACGACAGGGAGAACUCGAGCAGAGGGCAAAGAACUUUGCUGACAGCUGGCGAGUGUUUAUGACAUGUCCAGCAGCGGAGGAUGAGCUGGAGCAUCCGUGUGACCACCGGCCCGAGAGGCUGCAGUGGGCUAACCAUGCCUGCAGUGUGGUCAAGAGCAGCAUGUUCCAGCCCUGCCACGCUGUGGCUGAUCCGGAGCCGUUCUUUGAGAAGUGUGUGUUUGACGCGUGCGGGUGUGACCGCGGCGGAGACUGCGAGUGUUUCUGUACGGCCGUCGCUGCGUACACUCGCGAGUGUAACGAGAAGGGCGUUGCUAUUCGCUGGAGACAGAACGGCAGAUGUGCCAUGCAGUGUGAGAAUGGUAAGGAGUACAAGGCCUGCGGCACCUCCUGCCCAAAGACCUGCUAUAACCUGUACGCCAGCGAGCAGUGCAGCACGUCCUGCGUGGAGGGUUGCCACUGCCCCAACGGCACCGUGCAGCAUGAUGGGAAGUGCAUCACGCCGGUCCAGUGCCCGUGUGUUUACAACGGCAAGGAGCUCAUGCCAGGAGAGGUCGUCAUUGCUGACUGUCAGAGAUGCACAUGUGAAAGUGGCAAGCUGGCCUGUACAGGAGAGAGCUGUGCUGUGGAGACAACUACAACUCCCUACCCAGAGACCACAGCUGUACCCACAACUGGAGUAACAGUCAGCACCAGGCCUGAGCCAGAAUACACCUCACCACUGCCAGAGUGUGAGUUUGGGAAGACCCCCUCUGCCUGUGCUCCAGCCUGUCCUAAGGUUUGCCACAUGCUGCAGGCUGACUGUGUAGAGCCUGAGGGGUGUAAGUCUGGCUGUGUGUGUCACCAGGGAAAGGUUCUGGACUCCACAGGAAACUGUGUGGACCCACUGGACUGUAGCUGUAAGGAUGACGGUGGGGAAAUCAGAAGGCCUGGAGAGAGUUGGCAGAAGACCCAGUGUGAGACCUGCACCUGCUUCGACAACCAGAUCAGCUGUGCCAUGGCCUCAUGUGCCGACGUCACCUGUCAGGAGGUGAGCUGA
Molecule: messenger RNA, 2175 nt
Organism: Branchiostoma belcheri (Belcher's lancelet)
Lineage: Eukaryota; Metazoa; Chordata; Leptocardii; Amphioxiformes; Branchiostomatidae
Product: SCO-spondin-like
Exons: 18
Coding region: 1-2175 (724 amino acids)
Cellular component (GO): extracellular matrix
Molecular function (GO): protein binding
Source: RefSeq, a predicted model, not a curated record